CAUUGCCAUUUUGGAACCAUUGUAACAUAACUGCAUUUCCCUUUAUAACGCACCUGUUAUUUUCUACAUGUCUUUUUAAAAAAGGGAGAAAACAGUGAUAAUAUAACACCUCGAUUAAAAUAAUAAGAAAAAGUAAUGUUAUAUGUUGCAGCUGACAUCUGGAGGUCGGCCACAUUACUACGUGUCUUACCGCAGAAAUACUUUUGCACAGAUGAAACUUCCUAAAUAUGCUUUGCCAAAGGACAUGCAUGUUAUCAGCACUGAUGAGAAUCAAGUGUUUGCUGCAGUUCAGGAAUGGAACCAGAAUGAUACCUACAACCUUUACAUCUCUGAUACCCAGGGGAUUUACUUUACCCUGGCUUUAGAAAAUGUCAAAAGUAGUCGAGACCUAGAAGGCAAUGUGAUGAUAGACCUGUAUGAGGUAGCAGGGAUAAAGGGAAUGUUCUUGGCUAACAAGAAGAUUGACAACCAAGUAAAAACUUCCAUCACCUACAACAAAGGCAGAGACUGGCAUUUGCUGCAGGCCCCGGACACAGAUCUGAGAGGGAACCCAGUUCAUUGCCUCCUACCAUAUUGCUCCCUUCAUCUCCACCUGAAGGUUUCAGAGAAUCCUUACACUUCUGGUAAUAUUGCCAGUCGUGAUACAGCUCCAGGAAUCAUUGUGGCCUCUGGUAACAUUGGAUCAGAGUUGUCAGAAAAUGAUAUCAGCAUGUUUGUUUCGUCUGAUGCUGGAAACACUUGGAGACAAAUCUUUGAAGAUGAACACAGCGUCCUUUAUCUGGACCAAGGUGGAGUUUUGGUUGCUAUGAAACAUACAUCUCUGCCUAUCAGACAUCUCUGGUUAAGUUUUGAUGAGGGAAGAUCUUGGAGCAAGUACAGUUUCACCUCCAUUCCGCUGUUUGUUGAUGGGGUUUUGGGAGAACCUGGAGAAGAGACUUUAAUAAUGACCGUUUUUGGACACUUCAGCCAUCGUUCUGAGUGGCAGUUGGUAAAAGUGGAUUACAAGUCCAUUUUUGAUAGACGGUGUGCGGAAGAUGAUUACCGACCUUGGCAGCUUCACAGCCAGGGAGAAGCAUGCAUCAUGGGAGCCAAAAGGACUUACAAGAAGCGUAAGUCAGAAAAGAAAUGCAUGCAAGGCAAGUACGCCGGAGCCAUGUCCUCUGAGCCAUGUGUCUGCACAGAAGCAGACUUUGACUGUGAUUAUGGAUUUGAGCGGCACAGCAAUGACCAGUGUUUGCCAGCUUUUUGGUAUAACCCAUCAUCUUUGUCGAAAGAGUGCAGUCUUGGUCAAAGUUAUCUCAAUAGCACUGGGUACAGAAAGGUCGUGUCUAAUAAUUGCACAGACGGUGUGCGUGAGCAGUACACAGCCAAGCCGCAGCAGUGUCCUGGCAAAGCCCCGCGAGGACUUCGGGUUGUCACAUCAGAUGGCACACUGACAACAGAACAAGGGCAUAAUGUUACCUUCAUGGUACAGCUGGAAGAGGGUGACAUUCAAAGAUCAAUAAUCCGUGUGGAUUUUGGAGAUGGUAGUGCUGUGUCAUAUGCCAAUCUCAGCUCAACAGAAGAUGGAAUCAGGCACAUCUAUCAGAAUGUUGGCAUCUUCCGUGUAACUACGCAGAUCAAAAACAGCCUGGGGACUGACACUGCAGUCUUGUAUUUGCAUGUAAAUUGUCCUUUAGAGCAUGUCCAUUUGUCACUUCCAUUUGUAACAACAAAGAACAAAGAAGUUAAUGCCACAGCAAUAUUAUGGCCCAGUCAAGUUGGAACCUUAACAUAUAUUUGGUGGUUUGGAAACAACACUGAGCCAUUGAUUACUCUAGAAGGGAGUAUCACAUUUACCUUCUCUACAGAAGGUAUGAACAUAAUCACAGUACAAGUUUCUGCAGGAAACACAAUUCUGCAAGACACCAAGAUGAUUGCAGUAUAUGAGCAUUUUCAGUCUUUACGGCUUUCGUUUUCUCCAAAUCUGGAUGACUACAAUCCAGAUAUUCCUGAAUGGAGACGAGACAUUGGUCAUGUCAUCAAGACAGUUCUAGUUGAGGUAACAACCAUUUCCAGUGAACAUAUUUUGGUAGCAAUCUUGCCAGGGUUACCCACCUCAGCUGAACUCUUUAUUUUGCCCUAUAAGAAUUCCAAUGGAGAAAGUAAAGAAACAGCUGAAGAUCUGCAACAGAUUUCAGAAAUAUUAGUCCAGAAAUUAAACCAAAAUGCCAUUCAGUUCGACUUAAAGCCUGGAGUUAGAAUCCUUGUUCAUGCUGCUCAUUUAACAGCAGCUCCACUCAUAGAUGUCACACCUAGCCAUAGUGGUUCAGCCAUGCUAAUGUUGCUGUCUGUAGUAUUUGUGGGAUUGGCAGUAUUUGUAAUCUACAAAUUCAAAAGGGUUGCCAGAUUUCCAAAGACCAAUUCUUGUUCACAAGAGGCUAUUGGGAGGAAAAUCUCCUGGACAUCCUGGACACCAACCAGCGAGCGUGACCAGACAGCCAAGGACUGCCCAGGGUCCAGGACCAGACAGUGCAUAGACUCUUGCCCUGCUGAUAAGCACACUGGCGGUCAGAUGUCUGAGGAAUGCUCGUCAGGCGCAGGAAGUAUUUCCACAGUUGCUGAGACUCAAAGCACAAAAGAAAUUCCUACCUGUAUUAAUGUUUGAAACAAGGACACCAAUCUAUCUUUAUCCCCUUCAAUAUAAAUAUAUAUUUUGUAUGAUAUAUAUAUAUAUAUCAUACAAAAUCUCAUACAAAAUGAGAGAGAGAGAGGAACCAGUCACUGCUUUUGGACUUUUGAUUCUUCUGAUGACAAAAAAGGUUUUUAGCUUUAAGCCUGUGCAUGUGGAUGUCAUUUGGGUAACAUAUUUAGAAUGUACAGGUGCUCUAUUUUAGUGGGGUAAAAGGAAAACACUACUUUAUCUUAAUUCUCUUCCCAUUUCCUUUUCUAAUCAAGAUUUAAUUUUACAUGAUCCAUACUGAUAUAGGCCAAGAAUGUGCAUGGGGUAUUUUGGGAGGGAAAUUAGGUAAGCGUAAACUUGCUGACUUUCAGUAUAACUCCUAACAUUUUUAGCCCUGAGGGAUUAUAGAUGACUUUGGCACUAUAGCCUACAUUCCUGAAAUACAGGGAGGAAAAAAUAGAGUUUUUAAAACAGCAGUUUUAUUAUUUUUCCCCUUGUGUUUUCAUCUGGUAUUUUACGUACUCCAUGAAAUAAUUUGUCUGGAGUCCUUUUUAAUUUUGUUAAAGGCAGUGUAAGACAGUUAAAAUGUGUUUUUCAUUGCCAAAAAUCAAAAUAUUUCAUAUGUAGUUGAUUGACACUUUCAUUCAUGCCAUUCUAGUUCAAGAACAACAAAAAACAACUAUCUUUAUAGAUAUAAAUCUAGUCAAGAGAGUUUGAAUAUCAGUUUUAGCUUGUCUUUGCCAUUAUUAGCUACCUCUUUUACCCUCCAAUUUAAUAAAGACUAUUCCACUUAGCAUUUGUAAUAAUAAUUUUAAGCAUUUUUGCUAGCAUCCCAUCUAUUCACUUUGGAGAUAAUUAUUCAUUAGUAGAAUGGAAUUAAUUGGGAAAAAUAUUAUUUCCUAUAGUUUCCACAUUGUUACCUCUUCCCAAAUGUAUUGGUGGGUUUUUAAAAUGGUUUUUUUAAAAACCCAAAAUAAAUGAGAGUUAUUUGGUACAUUGAGUGACUAUUACAGAUAAAUUGGUUCAAUCUACAAGCCAACAAUCAUCAACUUUCAAAAGGACUUGUUCCAGAAGAAUAAAUUGCAAGUCCUGUUAUCCCUGGACUUUAUACAGAAAUGAUGUUUGUGUGAUUCCAUUAUAAACAUCCCACAAAAUGUAGAUAAUAGUUUUAAUAGAUAAUAUGUUUGCAUAAGAUGUAGACAUAACAGAAACCUUUAAAUCAAGUUGUACUAUUUACAUAAAAUGUUUUCCCCAUACUGGGGCUAAUUUUACAUCUUGUAGCUGGAAUAUAUCAAUGUCCUUUGCCAUAUAAUUAACUUUUCAGAUAGAUGCUAAAUAAUUUCAAUAUCUAUUUAAAAACAUCUACCAUUUUUAUUUCAUUGUUUUUAUUGCAUUGUGGAAUAAAACAGGUCCAGCUACAAGUUCUACAGACCAGAUUCAAAUACAUUAUUUUUCUAGACUGAGUCAGGGAAAAUGUUCCACUGAGCAGAUUUUAGUUCUCCAAAUUUGUAACCGAUUGAAAAUAAUCCUCACUGGGAGACUCGAUGUACAUGUUAGCUGUAAACUGAAACUUGAUUAAUGCAUUAAAGAUAUAAUCCACA
Molecule: messenger RNA, 4263 nt
Organism: Pantherophis guttatus
Lineage: Eukaryota; Metazoa; Chordata; Lepidosauria; Squamata; Colubridae
Source: RefSeq, a predicted model, not a curated record